Entrophospora sp. SA101 is the source of this 186-nucleotide messenger RNA. NCBI's taxonomy places the organism in Eukaryota, Fungi, Glomeromycota, Glomeromycetes, Entrophosporales, Entrophosporaceae. The record is from the annotation of a GenBank genome assembly.
AUGGAAUUUGUAAACAUUGAUAACAAAGUUUCUGAAGAGUUUUCUUAUGCAGAAAUUAUUGAAACAGUACAUCCUUCACAAAAUAAUGAAGUUGCUGAAGAUGAAGACGAAGGAAUUGAACCUGAACCUUCUAUACCAGUUAAAAAUGGUGAAUCAGAUUCAGCCACCAGCUCUCAACGAGAUUAG